Messenger RNA from Syzygium oleosum, 1181 nucleotides. Its product is annotated as aminodeoxychorismate synthase, chloroplastic-like. Lineage: Eukaryota; Viridiplantae; Streptophyta; Magnoliopsida; Myrtales; Myrtaceae. The record is from RefSeq and is a predicted model, not a curated record. The transcript is spliced from 5 exons. Bases 361 to 1125 code for a protein of 254 amino acids.
UCUCCUUCUCCUUCUUCCCCCUCCCCCACACCCCCAAACCUCUCGCGCUCGCUAGGGUUUUCGGUACCCCCCCCGCGCUUCCUCCCGCGACUCCUCCUCGCCCAUGGCCUCCGGAGCCCUAGAGGCCGCGGAGCCCGAAGGGGCGGCGGCUCCUCCCCUCGUCGAGGGCAAGGAGGAGCUCCCCGAGAAAUUAGAGGUGGAGGAAAUUGAGCCGUGGUUUCGAUUUUGGUCGAGCGAGAUUAGCAAGGAUCAGGUAGCCCGGGCCUCUCCCUCUCCCUCUCUUGUGUUGUUGUGGAUCCCAUUUAGAGUGUCAAAGGGAAGGUGGUGAUUGAUGCCUUCCGUUUGAUCAACCCACAAACCAUGAUGCUUGGCCAAGAACCCAGGCAGACAACCUCUAACCUUGGACAUCUCAACAAACUGUCCAUCCAAGCAUUGAUCCAUGGGCUGAACAGACACUAUUACUCAAUUGCCAUCAAUUACAGAAAGAAUGAACUGGAGGAAAAAAUGCUACUUAAUCUUCACAAGAAGAAAUGGAUAGAUGGCUUGACGCUUAGCCGUUUUGACACACAUUCUAAAACCAAUGAACAGACUGUUCAGUUUCACUCAAAGAGUGUUGCGACUUGUCAUGGGAGACAGAUUUUCGAGAAUUUUAGGGGAAUAACAGAAGAUUAUUGGUUGAGAUCAAGCUCCUCUUUCUUCAGAAGGAGAUAUGCUCAUUUUACUGCGCGAAUCCAGGUGCCCCACGGUAAUCAUAUAUCAGGACAAGUUCGUUUAACAAAUACUCCCUCUGUGGAGAUUAAUGGCGAUCACUUGCUUCAAGAGGUUACUAGAAGCAGAAGACCAGUGUAUGAUUUGGACGAGAGGAACUGUCUUGGUAUGUCAAAUCUAGGGACUUCACCUGCAACCAUCGACAUGAAGCUACUUAAGUUGACAUGGAGAAGGUUAGAAGGUUUGGCUGCUAGACUUGGUGGAGCCAAGAACAUAUUCUGUGAACUUUUUUCUGAUAACAAGGCUGAGAACACCUUUUGGUUGGAUAGUUCCUCAAUUGAGAAGGUCUGUCUUGAAGAGGAAGAAUGCACCUUUCAGUUUGGUUCUUUAUUUAUGUCAUUUUUGUGGAAAAUGUAGAUGAAUGUAUUUCAUUUUCAUAUUAUUAUAAUAUUUUGAUGUUAUUAAGUGCUUAA